Messenger RNA from Vicia faba (fava bean), 2235 nucleotides. The record is from the annotation of a GenBank genome assembly. NCBI's taxonomy places the organism in Eukaryota, Viridiplantae, Streptophyta, Magnoliopsida, Fabales, Fabaceae.
AUGUUCAAUAUGAUGAAACCAUGGUUCUGGCUUUCUCUUCUUAACCUCUUCUUCUUCUCUUUACACUUGUAUACUUCUCUUGCAGCUUUAACAGCAAUCUCUUCAAACCAAUCUCUCUCUGGUGACCAAACUCUUAUCUCUAAAGGAGGAAUCUUUGAAUUGGGUUUCUUCAAACCAGAUCCUCUAUGGCAGAGUUUUGAUCAUCCAGCAGAUACAUGGCUUCCCGGUGGCAAAAUUAGGCUAGACAACAAAAGAAAGAAGCCUCAGUAUCUUACUUCAUGGAAGAAUAAGGAAGAUCCCGCAACGGGUCUUUUCUCUUUGGAACUAGACCCGAAAGGAACGACUUCAUAUAUAAUUCUUUGGAAUAAGUCUGAAGAGUAUUGGACUAGUGGAGCGUGGAAUGGACAUAUUUUUAGUCUGGUUCCUGAAAUGAGGUUAAAUUAUAUCUACAAUUUUUCGUUUGUAUCAAACGAGAAUGAGAGCUAUUUCACUUACUCCAUGUAUAACCCUUCCAUUAUAUCGCGAUUUGUGAUGGAUAUAUCCGGGCAGAUUAAGCAAUUAUCAUGGUUGGAAAGUAUCAAACAGUGGAACCUGUUUUGGUCGCAGCCAAGAGCACAGUGUGAGGUUUAUGCUUUCUGCGGUGCGUUUGGAAGCUGUACUGAGAACUCGAAGCCAUAUUGUAAUUGUUUGAGUGGUUUUGAGCCAAAGUCACAGUCUGAUUGGGAUCUGGAGGAUCACUCAGGUGGGUGUAUGAGAAAAACAAGGUUGCAAUGUGAGAGUUCUGGUGACUCUAAUGGGGUAAAAGACAGGUUUCGUCCAAUCCCAAACAUGGCAUUGCCUAAACAUGCACAAUCGGUGAGAUCAGAGAAUGCAGAAGAAUGUGAAUCAAUAUGCUUGAACAGCUGCUCGUGUUCCGCUUAUUCGUAUGACAGUAAUGGAUGUUCAGUUUGGAUUAAAGACCUACUGAAUCUGCAACAGUUUUCUUCAGAUGACAGCAGUGGAAACACUUUGUAUCUAAAACUUGCAGCAUCAGAAUUUAGUGAUGCUAAAAACAAUAACAGGUUGAUUAUUGGUAUUGCAGUAGGUGCUGUAGUUGGCGUAGGGAUUCUCUUGGCUGUUCUUCUGAUUGUUGUGGUUAGGCGAAGAAAGCGAACGGUUGGAACAGGUAAGCCUGUUGAGGGUUCGUUGGUGGCAUUUGGCUACAGAGAUAUGCAAAAUGCAACUAAGAAUUUCUCUGAGAAAUUGGGAGGAGGCGGAUUCGGUUCUGUAUUCAAAGGAACAUUGGCUGAUUCAAGUUUAGUGGCAGUGAAGAAGUUGGAAAGUGUUAGCCAAGGAGAGAAGCAGUUCAGAACAGAAGUGAGUACAAUAGGAACAGUGCAACAUGUUAACCUUGUUCGACUCCGAGGAUUCUGUUCGGAAGGUACUAAACGGAUGCUGGUUUAUGAUUACAUGCCAAAUGGUUCCUUGGAUUUCCAUUUGUUCAUGAAGAAGGAUACUUCAGUGCUUUUGAACUGGAAAAUGAGAUACCAAAUAACUCUUGGAAUCGCAAGGGGAUUGACUUAUCUCCACGAAAAGUGCCGAGACUGUAUCAUACACUGUGACAUAAAGCCAGAAAACAUUCUCCUAGACACCGAUUUUUGUCCAAAAGUUGCGGACUUUGGCCUAGCUAAGCUAGUUGGGCGAGAUUUCAGCAGGGUCCUAACAACCAUGAGAGGAACAAGAGGCUAUCUUGCUCCAGAGUGGAUCUCUGGGGUGGCCAUUACAGCCAAAGCCGAUGUUUACAGUUAUGGAAUGAUGCUUUUCGAGGUUGUAUCAGGUAAGAGAAACUCUGAUUCAUCAGAAGACGGUCAGUUUACUUUCUUUCCUACCUUAGCUGCAAAAGUAGUUAUUGAAGGUGGCAGUGUGAUCACCCUAUUAGAUCCUAGGUUGGAGGGAAAUGGGGACAUUGAAGAAGUUGCGCGAAUAAUAAAAGUGGCGUCUUGGUGUGUCCAAGAUAAUGAAAAUGAAAGGCCAACAAUGGGUCAGGUAGUUCAAAUUCUUGAAGGGAUUUUGGAAGUGAGCUUGCCUCCGAUUCCAAGAUCUCUUCAAAUGUUGGUUGAUAAUCAUGAGAACGUGGUUUUCUACACUGAUUCUAGCUCAACUCAAAGUUCACAGGUUAAGAGUAACAUCUCAACAAGUUCUCAGGUCAAAAGCAAUAUAUCAUUGACGAGCUCUAAUUUAUCGGCAGAAAAUUAG